Vollenhovia emeryi is the source of this 3302-nucleotide messenger RNA. It is a transcript of the gene vex, whose product is annotated as somatomedin-B and thrombospondin type-1 domain-containing protein. The record is from RefSeq and is a predicted model, not a curated record. Bases 714 to 1688 code for a protein of 324 amino acids. The transcript is spliced from 5 exons. NCBI's taxonomy places the organism in Eukaryota, Metazoa, Arthropoda, Insecta, Hymenoptera, Formicidae.
ACUGCGACACCCUUCGCCGGAGGGUCGGGCGCGACGGCAGCGGUGGUCCGCGGAAAAUCACAAUCCGACGCGUGUCGCAGAGCGGCUCUCCUCGUACCUUACUUCCGUUCCUCCGACACCCGCGGAAAUAAAUGUACAACGCGGCCGGAUAUAAUAAUAUUAUUAAAAUCUUUAAAUUAAUAAUAUUAUUAAAAUACCAAAAUUUUUAUUUUAAUUGAAAAACUGCGAAAUACACGCAGGAGAGGCAUCAAGGAACCCGGACUGACUUAAGGGGCGGCGAUUAUCUUGUAUUUCUGUUAAAAGAGUGUGUUAAAAAAAAUACGUAAAGGAGAUUUUGUUUAACUGUGCGAGGUGCGCUCUCGCGGAAUCGCGCGAUUUAAUGAUCGGUAAAUGUCGACGGUGGUAAACGUUAAACAACGAACUGUGGUUCCAAGCAUGAGCCCCGCUGAAACCGAAGCUCCGCUGUUCUCUCGGGAAGACUAGGGCUCGAUAUCCGUCGAAGGCCGGUAUAGAUCGAUAUGCCGACGAUUGAUCGCGACGAGUCGCUGUAAGGUAGCGAGCCGUGAGUAAGGUAGUGAGUCGUGACGCGUUACGCCGCGUGGCACGUGCGUGACGUUUCGACGACUGUCGCGGCGGGACCAACGGCCCAAGGUCGUAGUGGCCGCUGGCGGUGAGAGCAAGGUCGUCGGGGUCGCGAGAAUCGCGAGCGGAGAAUGUGGAGGAAGGACGCGACCAGGCUGGCCAGGCUGAUCGUCGUCGCCACGCUCAUUUCCCUGACCGUUGACGGGACCGCCGCCGGCAGCUGCAGCUCCGCGAAGCUCUGUUGCCAGGGCAGGGACUCGGGCUGCGUCAUUCAGAAGGAGUCGCCGAACGCGAUUAUCGAGAGCCCGCGCGACAAGCCGUGCUACUGCGACCACGCGUGCCUCAAGCUCGCCGAUUGCUGCGACGACUUCAAGGAGACCUGCGGCGUGGUCGACUGCGCGGUGAGCGAAUGGAGCCCGUGGACCCUCUGCGAUAACGGAUGCGGAAGUGGCACUCAAAGGCGCAGCCGGGUGAUCGAGAUCUCGGAAAAGAACGGCGGAAAGCACUGUCCGCGCUUGGACCAGGUCAGGACGUGCCGCAGCUUCCAGACAUGCCACGCCGGGAUUCGCUCGCAGCCGCACGCUAAAAGUGUGACGCUUCUUGCGCUUUUUCCGGGCGACGGCAACAGUACGGAUGUAAGGAUCAAGGAUAGGAUCGUCGAUAAGAGAGACAGCUGCGUUGCUUUCACCAUUGUGCGGGUCUCGCGGGGCUGCGGCAAGACUUCGGAUUUGCUCUCGGAAGGUUCGCGGAUUUGCGUGGAGCGUCCCGGUAACGAGAGCCUGGACAAAUACGUGGGCAUCGGCAGGUGGCAGCUAUCGACCGAUAUUGCCGGUAGCGGCAAUCGGCGCGGCCGAUCGGCCAAUUCGACCUGCCACGGGAAAUGGAUCGGCGAUUCGCGGCUGGUGGAUUGUCACGAUCCGCGAUGCGUCCAAUCGAGCGAGAUGUCCCCGUACACCUCGCAACUGUUCCGAGGCCGACGUCGCAGGGGCGCGAGCGGCGAUGCCGUCGUCAGCAAUACGGAUAGAGUCACGAGAAGACGGAGGAGAGGCAGACGACGGAAGAGGAGUAGAAGAAGAAGGCGCGCUGUCGCUGUCGCGGAACGGUGAACGUUCUCCGGAGCUCUGUCACAGCUCCCGCGAGUGUCAUCGGUGUUAGAACUCCCUUUCUCCCCCUCCCCCUCCCCCUCUCCCUUUCCUCGUCCAUCAUUAUGCAGGGUGUAUCGUGGGACGUCGAGGACACUUCGGGAUCAGAUUCUUUGAUGAAGCGUCCGUUUAUUUUUUUCGUAGCGAAAAUAUCGCGGCGCGUCGAUUUGAAAUUGUAAUUAACUGAAGGCCGACGCCACUUCGCAAAUUAAGCUUCAAAGCUACAGGCAGAUGGCGAGCACGAGGGGGAGCCUGCUCUUAUUUAAGUUCAAGUGUACUUUAAUAGGAUUUUAAUUUGAGACUAUUUGAUUACCGAGGCAUUUAAUUUUAAAGAAUAAGAAAAAUGGUGUCCAAUUAAAUUCUCGCCGGAGGAAAAAUCGGCCCUGAGUUAAUCAAAGAGUCCGUUCUUAAAGUACAUGUAGACUAUAUGUAUUAUGAUAUACACCCUGUGUACUUAAUCUAAUACUACCACUCGACGAUUUCGUUAUCUCUCAUAUUUAAUUUCUCUCUGGCAUCAUUUACGCCGAUCGCCAUUCUUAUUUAUUUAGUUACCAUCGGACCUCUUUCUACGCUAAAUGUUCUCGGAGGGCUGGAGCUACGGAACAAGGAAUAAAAUCUACUCCAAUUUCUUUCGCCCUCUUUCCCCGCCCCCUCCCCUUCUACUACUUCGGCUGGACGUUACAAUCGUACGGACCCAUUGCCUAGAUUAUUCCGAUAAUUAUCAUAUCGAUUUUAUCAUUAGCGCAAGCUUGCGAAACGUCCGUCGGGAGAGGAGCGAAUAUCUUAUUCCCUUUGGAGGGAAUCGCAAGAUAAUCGAUAUCAGCGACGUUAGAAUUAUGAUUUACGCGGAGAUUGUGAAUUUAAUAAAUUGCCGGGCGGCGACGCCCGCGAGAGAUAAGAAUGCCGCGGGAACGGGUGUUGAUAAUAUACAUGUUGCAUUAAUUUAUUACUUUCCUCUAUCUCUCCCUUCUAUUCGGAUUUCGCCCAGUCUAAUAUAUUGUACGCGUUUGUCGGAUAGAUAUGAAGUAUAUAUAUUCGUAGCGAGCGGAACGAAAAGAAUUUUAUCACUAUUAUAAUCAUAAAUAAUUGUAUUUUAUUAAUAACGUGACUAUCAUAAUAUCUUCCAUAAGAUAGGGGGUUUAUAAGAUCAGAGAUAUUCCGCCUCGUAAAUUUCUUGGAUCGUUUUGUUCCGCCUAUUAUAAGUACUCUAUGUGUAUUAAAUAUCUCGACUCCGUCACUUAUUUGUAACUGGAAAAUGUUGCGCUGUCGAAGGAAACAAAUAUUUUUCUCAGUUUAGAUUCCAUAGCUGCGUAAUAACAUUCGGUCACUUUGCGAUGUCCUGUAUAUCUUGAAAAUAAUUUUCGAUGUUCCUAAGUGUAUAUAUUAUCCAACUUAUUACACAUCGUACGGUAUAAUAAAAUUUCCGUACAAUCCCGUUUUAGUUUUUAGUAUUUGCGGCUCUAAGUGCGUGGAAUCAUUUCAUCUUCACGAGAAACAUAUCGGCGUGACGGGAGGGUAGAGGCUCUCGAAGUGAAAUGAACAAAAUGUAAAAGCACAGUCAAUAAAGAGCACUUGCAC